This is a messenger RNA of Fusarium oxysporum Fo47, 816 nucleotides long. RefSeq lists its product as uncharacterized. NCBI's taxonomy places the organism in Eukaryota, Fungi, Ascomycota, Sordariomycetes, Hypocreales, Nectriaceae. The transcript has a single exon. The record is from RefSeq and is a predicted model, not a curated record. The coding region runs from base 1 to 816 and encodes 271 amino acids.
AUGGCUCCUCUCUACAGGAAGGCACUUAUCAUUGGUGCUACUUCAGGUAUCGGAGCGGCCCUUGCGUCUAAGCUUGUCGCGACCGGCACCAGGGUUGUGGUCGUAGGUCGCCGGCGAACUCGCCUAGAGUCUUUCGUGAAAACACACGGAUCAGACGUUUCAAGUGCCUUUGAGUUCGACGUAACGAACCUGAAUGGCAUCAAAGCGUUUGCAAAUACUGUCAUCCAAUCUAAUCCAGAUCUCGACUGUAUUAUCAUCUGCUCAGGUGUCCAGCGCGGCUUCAACUUCUCUGAGCCAGAGACAGUAAAUCUUUCACUUCUCGGGGAAGAACUUACGACAAACUAUACUUCUGUUGUUCACCUUACAGCAGCAUUCUUGCCCCAUCUCCAGAAAGAGCUGCAUGGUAGUAUUGUAUAUAUCAAUGCUACUUUGGGACUGAUCCCAGCUAUGAGCCGGACACCAAACUAUAAUGCUUCUAAAGCUGCCCUUCACGCCUUUGUUAUGGACAUACGCUACCAGCUCCGCGAUAGUGGGUGUCCUUUACAUAUUGUUGAAGUGUUUCCUCCUGCAGUGCAAACCGAGCUGCAUGACGAAAGGCAUCAGCCAGAUCUAGUUCAUGGAAUGGAAAUAGGCAUGCCAUUAGCUGAAUUUAUUGAGCAAAUGUAUGAUGGCCUGGCCAAGGGCAGUGAUCAAUUUGCUAUUGGCCUGGGAGAAGACCUCUUUAAAGAAGGAGGAUGGGAGUUUCAGCGCGGGCAAAUGUGUGACGAAGCAAGAGAGUUGUUGAAUUAUGCGUUGGUGGAUUAUUUACGCACCUAA